AUGGGAGAUCAUGCUCUGGAAAUUGCAUGGGACAAAGUUGACUCAGCACUAACAUCAAACUUAUUAUCAAAAAUUACAAACAGCUUGGAAUGUUCAAUAUGUUCAGAGGUUAUGUUGGCCCCAAUGACGACAGAAUGCGGCCACUCGUUUUGCUAUGAAUGUCUACAUCAAUGGUUCAAAAAUAAGAUCAAUUGCCCCACAUGUCGGCACGAAAUUCAAACAAAGCCCGCAUUGAAUAUGAAGCUAAAUGAGAUUUCAAAGAACUUGACCGAACUUAUAAUUGAUGCCAAAUUGGAUCCUAAUGUGGAUUCAUUCGUGCUGCGUAAGAAGGAGGCUAUCUCGAACUACGAAUCGCAUGCUAAGAAGAAGAGAGUGUUUGGUGAACUCUUUUGUGGGUAUUCCCUAACAUUAAUAGACAAUUCGGAUGGAGUACCAAGGUGCGGAAACUGUCUUUGGGAAGCUCAUGGCACGGUAUGUUUGCACUGCGGCUCCAGAUUUAGAAACGCUGAUUUAAUACGAAGUGCUGAUGACGAUGAUGAGGAUGAGGAUGAGGAUGAAUUCUAUCAAGACGUGCCACAAGAGGAGGACCAGUAUGACUCCGAUGACAGUUUUAUUGACUCGCGGACUGCUGAGGAGAUUCUUGGGGAAAUGCAUGAUAACAGACAAGAGGACAGCGAUGUACAACAGAAUGCUUCACCUUCGGAAGAAAAUUUGUCAUCAGAAGAUGGAACCCAUGCGUUUCGCAAUUGGAUGUCAGGAAACAACCCAAGACUGCAUGUGAUAUAUAUAAGUGAUACUGACAGCGAAUUCGAGUACAACCCUCGAAUCUAUAGCGAUUCUGACGAUGACAGCCCGCAGCAUAUGCACUACGGGGGAGGCCCUGGAGGGAAUGUCAUAAUAGAUCUCGAUGCCGAUGAUGAGGAAAACGAUGCGGAGUUGAUUGAUGCACUAGCCGAAUUUCAGCACGGUAUUAGCGAAGACGAAGAAGGUGACGAAUUCCGUAGUCUACAUGAGGGCCAUGAAAAUGAAUACGAUGAUGAUGAUGAUGAUGAUGCUGACGGCGACCAUUAUGGUGACAAUGAUGCUGUCAAUAUAGAUAACUCGGGUCCUGAAGAGUACUAUGAUGAGUAUGAUGUUGACGAUGACGAUGACGAUGAUGAUGUUGAUGACGAUAACGACAACGACAAUGAUGACCAAAAUGAUUAUGAAGACGACUCAUAUGGCCAUUAUAACGAUUAUGAUGAUGAGCAAGUAUCUGACAGCAAUUGGUAA
Messenger RNA from Lodderomyces margitis, 1272 nucleotides. RefSeq names its product ubiquitin-protein ligase. Bases 1 to 1272 code for a protein of 423 amino acids. The transcript is spliced from 2 exons. NCBI's taxonomy places the organism in Eukaryota, Fungi, Ascomycota, Pichiomycetes, Serinales, Debaryomycetaceae. The record is from RefSeq and is a predicted model, not a curated record.